Molecule: messenger RNA, 2036 nt
Organism: Physeter macrocephalus (sperm whale)
Lineage: Eukaryota; Metazoa; Chordata; Mammalia; Artiodactyla; Physeteridae
Gene: WNT2B
Product: Wnt family member 2B
Exons: 5
Coding region: 228-1406 (392 amino acids)
Biological process (GO): cell fate commitment; multicellular organism development; neuron differentiation
Cellular component (GO): extracellular region
Molecular function (GO): frizzled binding; cytokine activity
Source: RefSeq, a predicted model, not a curated record
CCUAGAUCCCGAGCUCGGCGCGGCGUCGUAGGCUUCCGGACACCGCUCCCUGCGCCCCUCUCCGGGACCUGGCGCCCCGGCUUCUGGACUCUAGGUGCCCUUAGGUCCCCAGCCGCCGGCGAGACUUAUGGCCCCCCAGGGGGGUGAAGUGGGAGCAGCCUGAGUACCCUCAGCCGGUGCCCCGUCCACGCCCCUCCGGGCCGCGUGGCGGGAGUCUUUGGGGAGCUAUGCUGAGGCCGGGUGGUGCGGAGGAAGCCGCGCAGCUCCCCUUUCGGCGCGUCCGCGCCCCUGUCUCCGCGCCCGCGCCUAGACCCACGGGCCCCGACGGCUCUCGGGCUUCGGCCCGCCUAAGUCUUGCUUGCCUUCUGCUGCUGCUGCUGACGCUGCCGGCCCGCGUAGACACGUCCUGGUGGUACAUCGGGGCGCUGGGGGCCCGAGUGAUCUGUGACAAUAUCCCUGGUCUGGUGAGCCGGCAGCGGCAGCUGUGCCAGCGUUACCCAGACAUCAUGCGCUCGGUGGGCGAGGGUGCCCGAGAAUGGAUCCGAGAGUGUCAGCACCAGUUCCGCCACCAUCGCUGGAACUGCACCACCCUGGACCGGGACCACACUGUCUUUGGCCGUGUCAUGCUCAGAAGUAGCCGGGAGGCAGCAUUUGUAUAUGCCAUCUCAUCAGCAGGGGUGGUCCAUGCUAUCACUCGUGCCUGUAGCCAGGGUGAACUGAGUGUGUGCAGCUGUGACCCCUACACCCGUGGCCGACAUCAUGACCAACGUGGGGACUUUGACUGGGGUGGCUGCAGUGACAACAUCCACUAUGGUGUUCGUUUUGCCAAAGCCUUCGUGGAUGCCAAGGAGAAGAGGCUUAAGGAUGCACGGGCUCUCAUGAACUUACAUAACAAUCGCUGUGGUCGCACGGCUGUGCGGCGGUUUCUGAAGCUGGAGUGUAAGUGCCAUGGCGUGAGUGGCUCCUGUACUCUGCGCACCUGCUGGCGUGCACUCUCAGACUUCCGCCGCACAGGUGAUUACCUGCGGCGGCGCUAUGAUGGGGCUGUGCAGGUAACGGCCACCCAGGAUGGUGCGAACUUCACGGCAGCCCGCCAAGGCUAUCGCCGUGCUACCCGGACUGACCUUGUCUACUUUGACAACUCCCCAGACUACUGCGUCUUGGACAAGGCUGCAGGUUCCCUAGGCACUGCAGGCCGAGUCUGUAGCAAGACAUCAAAAGGGACAGACGGUUGUGAAAUUAUGUGCUGCGGUCGAGGGUAUGACACAACUCGAGUUACCCGUGUCACCCAGUGUGAGUGCAAAUUCCACUGGUGCUGUGCUGUGCGGUGCAAGGAGUGCAGAAACACUGUGGAUGUCCAUACUUGCAAGGCCCCCAAGAAGGCAGAGUGGCUGGAUCAGACCUGAACAUAUAAAUACCUCACUCAUCCCUCCACUUCAAACCUCCUGACUCAAAAGCACAAGAUCUUUUGCAUGCACACCUUCCUCCACCCUCAACCCUGGGCUGCUACAGCUUCUAUUUAAGGACUUGGAAAGUACUCCAGAGGGACUCUGGUGUCCUAGCUGGUUCCUUAGCCCUGGGAAGGAGUUGACAGGGGAUGUAAAAAAACCGAGCAGCUCCCUGACUCCCCAGUCUGGAGGUUAGAAGGCAGAGUCGAAGAGGUAGGAGUCUUCAGAGCAAUGUGAGUUGCACUAAAGCACAUGGUCAAGGUUCAUUUUUCCUUUCCCUUGCAUUGGCUUCCUGACACAUCUUGGGUGUGCAAGAGAAAGGGUACCUGGAGAGAACUUCUUUUUUUCCUACCUGGCUGAGGGUAGAUGGGACAGAGAUGAAACCACGUAUCUCUUCCCUGGGUCAGUGUGAGCUAACUGCCUGGUACCCCAAAAGAAACUCUUAGGCUGAAACAUUCUUCCAUUAUCAAGAGCCUGGGAUUGCUAGAAAAGAGUUAGCCAUAGCGGACAAGUUCCAUUCUCGUGCUAUUACGUUUAUAAACUGCUGUGUUUUGUAGGAGAAAAGAAUUAUAUAACUAUACAAACAUA